AUGCAGCGGGUACUUAGCUUUCAAAUGGUUCGUGGGGUUAACGAGUCUCGCGAGUUUGUGACAAAACGUAUGUGCUUUUCGUUUAUAUUAUCGAUCGGAUUUCUUACUUUCUUGGGUGGAUAUACACUUGGUCGUUUUGUCAUGAUAAGAGCUAUGGAAUUUCGUGCUGAAAAAAGGCGCCUUGAAUUAGCGGGAAACGGGCUAGAAAAUACGGAACAUCUCCAACGUUUCAUGCUCAAGCAACUGGAAAGGGCGUCUCUUGAUCCUGAUUUUGAAAUGAAAUGGGAUUCCUUCAAUUUAAAGGAAGAUGAUAUAUAUCAAGUGAAUAAUAUUCUAUCGAAUUUGUCGCUUAUUGAAAAGGUCGUCAAAUGUCAAUCGCACAUCGUGGCAACCGCUAGAGGAGCCAGAGAGCCUGAUAGGUACGUAGUUUUAUCUGCUAGCGGUGAAGGUGUCGGGAUCGCUUUAAAAUUGGCAAAAAUUUUCAAUCAAAUCCAAGAAGAAUGCACGUGGAAACCUCGUAGAUCUAUUAUUUUUUGUUUAUUCUCCGCAUCUUCAAAUCCUUGUCCAGAAAUAUUAUCCAGCUUUCUGCCUCACAAGAUUGUGGCUUAUAUUGUAGUAGACCAUCAAGCUUUACAAGGUAAAGGCCACUUUAUUGUAUCUGGAUCAGAUAUUGUACAGUUUAUGGUUUUAGAAUCUGCUAGCAUUGUAAAAGACUGGUUUUCUUAUGAUAAUCAGUUAUUGUCCUCAAACAACACAUUUUACAAUGUUACAACUUCCCGGCUAGCUUUGGACAUACCUCAUGCAGUACUCUCUUAUGUGAAUAAUAAUAUCACAUGCAAUGAAGAUCAUCAUGAGAGGGAAUUGCAUAAAAUAAUUUUAGUACAAAUAGUUGGUCAAACUAUUUGGAAGUUCUCUGAAUCUUUAAUAAUAAAAUGGAACCCUAGUUAUUUUAAUAACACUGCCCUUGACAUAUUAAAAUCUAUAAACAAUACUGAAUUGUUGGAUGUUAAAGAGAAAGUACAACGAACCUUGGAUAAAUUGUUAACUAGCAUUAAAAUUUGUAAUAAAAAAAUUGAUACAGUUGACAACAUCAACACACUUGACACAAGGAUACUAAAUGAUUUAAUGAUGGAUUUGGAUAGAAUUCUUCUAUGUCCUGAUAAGCAAAAUCAAUCCAGAACUGAUUGGUCAAAAUUUUUUAGAUUGAAUCAUGAGUCUUCAGACAAAAUCAUAAUGUACAUGAACGAAGUGGUGAAGUGUUAUGAAAAUGCUAUACAAUUUUUACAAGAUCGAUAGAAAAAAUAUAAAAGUACAAAACAUUA
This is a messenger RNA of Bombus impatiens (common eastern bumble bee), 1322 nucleotides long. Its product is annotated as transferrin receptor protein 1. Bases 1 to 1296 code for a protein of 431 amino acids. The transcript has 7 exons. Gene Ontology annotation, molecular function: carboxypeptidase activity. Lineage: Eukaryota; Metazoa; Arthropoda; Insecta; Hymenoptera; Apidae. The record is from RefSeq and is a predicted model, not a curated record.